This is a messenger RNA of Nothobranchius furzeri (turquoise killifish), 1901 nucleotides long. RefSeq names its product serine hydroxymethyltransferase 1 (soluble) (gene shmt1). The record is from RefSeq and is a predicted model, not a curated record. Gene Ontology annotation, molecular function: glycine hydroxymethyltransferase activity; mRNA 5'-UTR binding; pyridoxal phosphate binding. Lineage: Eukaryota; Metazoa; Chordata; Actinopteri; Cyprinodontiformes; Nothobranchiidae. Gene Ontology annotation, cellular component: cytosol; cytoplasm; nucleus. Gene Ontology annotation, biological process: purine nucleobase biosynthetic process; folic acid metabolic process; L-serine catabolic process.
AUAUACCCGAGCGCUGAUUGGUAGAAAGUUUCGCGGACUUUGCUCUGUGGUGGGAGGAGUCUAGUCUGGAGAUCUGCUGAUUCCAGUUGAGCUGAUCGGCGCGGCGUGAUUCUCCAAUACUAAAUAAUUACCUCCACGUGUGACAGGUAGUCAGCAGCAGCCAUGUCUCUAACAAACGGCCACAGUGUGAGCAAAGAAACCUGGGACUCGCACAACAAGAUGCUGCUGGAGCCUCUGGCCGUCAAUGACUCUGAGGUGUUUUCCAUCAUUAAAAAGGAAAAGCACAGACAGAUAUACGGUCUGGAGCUCAUAGCGUCUGAAAACUUCGCCAGCAGAGCUGUUCUCGAGGCUCUUGGUUCCUGCAUGAACAAUAAAUACUCUGAGGGGUAUCCUGGACAGAGGUAUUAUGGUGGAACAGAGCAUGUUGAUGAGCUAGAGCGUCUUUGUCAGAAGAGAGCGCUGGAGGCCUUUGGUCUGGAUGCUGAUAAAUGGGGAGUCAACGUGCAGCCAUACUCAGGUUCUCCUGCUAACUUUGCCAUCUAUACGGCUGUUGUGGAGCCACAUGGCAGGAUCAUGGGUCUGGAUCUUCCUGAUGGGGGUCACCUGACACACGGAUUCAUGACUGAUAAGAAGAAAAUAUCUGCAACAUCCAUCUUCUUUGAGUCUAUGCCAUAUAAGGUGAACCCAGAAACUGGCUACAUUGAUUAUGAUCGACUGCAGGAAAACGCGCGGCUCUUCCACCCCAGGCUCAUCAUCGCAGGAGUAAGCUGUUAUUCUCGCAACCUCGACUACGCCCGCUUGAAGCAGAUUGCUGGUGAGAAUGGCGCCUACCUGAUGGGGGACAUGGCUCACAUCAGUGGACUAGUGGCUGCCGGAGUGGUGCCCUCACCCUUUGAGCAUUGUGACAUCGUUUCCACGACGACUCACAAGACGCUGCGCGGCUGCCGUGCUGGACUCAUCUUUUAUAGGAAAGGUGUACGGAGCGUAGACGCCAAAGGAAAGGAGACGCUCUACAACUUGGAGUCUUUGAUUAACCAGGCCGUGUUUCCAGGGCUGCAGGGAGGACCACACAACCAUGCGAUUGCAGGUGUGGCUGUGGCUCUCAAACAGGCGAUGACUCCAGAGUUUAAGGCCUACCAGUCACAGGUUCUUGCCAACUGCAAAGCUUUAUCCGGCGCUCUAAUGGAUCUGGGUUACAAGAUUGUCACCGGUGGUUCUGACAACCAUCUAAUCCUGCUGGACUUGCGUAAUAAAGGAACUGAUGGAGGACGAGCCGAAAAGGUUCUGGAGGCUUGUGCCAUCGCUUGUAAUAAGAAUACCUGUCCAGGAGACCGGAGCGCGCUGCGUCCUAGUGGUCUGAGGUUUGGUUCUCCAGCUCUGACCUCCAGAGGCUUGGUGCAGGAUGACUUCAAGAAGGUGGCCCACUUCAUUCACAGAGGUAUCGAGCUGACGUUGGAGAUCCAGAGAAGCAUGGAUCCUAAAGCCCCUCUGAAGGAGUUCAUCCAGGCAUUGGUUAAUGGAGAGACGUUCCAACAGCGAGUGGCUGAGAUCAGAGCUGAGGUGGAGGCCUUUGCUGGCCAGUUCCCCAUGCCUGGUCUACCUGAGCUGUAGGAACAUUCCCGAUGCUGUUCUCGUCAAACCGGAAACACUUCCGGGUGACAUUCCUGCAUGGACGCAUUUGUACUUGCUAAUGAUUUUUUCUGAAGGACAGAAAUGUACCUUUGGCGGUGUCAGAUCAUUUGAUAUUGUUACAAAGCCGUGCCGUUUUAGACGGGAUGUAGUCUCUCUGCAGAUGUAACAGUGAAGAAAUGGCUUUAAUUUUGUCUUCAUUUCAUGAUUCCAAAGGUUUCUGACAAGCUGUUGAAGCUUAAAAUGAAAUAAACCAAUAUUUUUACAUCCAA